CAGCUCGCACUGCUCUGCUCGUCAGACAGGUAAAUCCAGCAUUAUUUACUUAGGUGGAGUUUUGUUGUAACAGCAGCAGACAGACACAGACACCUGUGGGUUUUCACCUGCACCUGAGAAACUCGCUACAGUCACAGACACAGACCGAGAAAACGACUCUGAGACCGGGUUGAAGAGCUACUGAAGCACCGGGACUUCAUUUUACCUGUAAAAGUAAAACACUGAGGAGCGGGUCCAUCUGAAAACCUCCUCCCUCCAAGGUGAGGGGUCUGCAGCCCUCGGAGAGCCCCCUCUGUGCAGGUGAGCUGGGCCUGGUGGAGCAGCAGGACCUUCUAGUUUCAGAGACCAUGUCCGAAGGAGAGGUGCUGCCCCCCGCAGUCCCCUUUUCAAGGGGCUGUAAAGCCAGAGCAAGUCUACCUGUGGGUCGCUCGAGUGGGCAGACCAGAGAGAGGCCGCUUGGUGUGUUGUACCUGCAGUACGGGGAGGAGACCAAGCAGGUGAGGAUGCCGGCUGACAUCAGCAGUCAGGAGGCUCUGUGGGCGCUGUUCGUCACCGCCUUCCCCCAUCAGCUCACCAUGAAGAUGCUGCAGUCUCCCAACAUGGCCAUCUACAUCAAAGACACCAGCCGCAACGUCUACUACGACCUGGACGACAUCAGAAACAUCACACCCCACUGCUGUCUGAAGGUUUAUCAUAAAGACCCAGCACAGGUGUUCAUCCGCCACACCAGAUCUGCCAGCACAGAGGGGAGGAUCUCCAAAGAGGUGUUGUAUGGCAGUCACAGUCCGGUCCACACCCUGUCGUCGUCCAGCCGCAGCACCCUGCACAGCCUGCAGGGCUCCAUGUCUCCCCCCAUGGUGCGCUCCGUGCCCUCCUCCCCCUCCAGGAUGGCGUACGGGAGCUCACGAGGGGGGGCGGGCGCGGUGGAUCCGGGCAAUGCCACAUUACCGCGGGAACGUCUGUCAGGGGCGGGGCGGUCGAGCAGCGUCUGCACCAGCAGCAGUGUCAUCCUGGAGAGGAGAGACGUCAAGCCUGAUGAGGAUGUCGGCAGCAGUAAGAGCAUGGCCCUGGUGGUGCGAGGUGAAGGAGGACCCCAUUACCCAGACUCCUACUGCUCCUCCCUGCAGGACGGAGGAGGAGGUCGCCUCAGCUUCGCCUCCUCCCAGUGCAGUGCUCCUCCCUCUGUCACUGCAGACAUGGUUGAUGCUGGGGUACCAGGGGUCCCAGGGAUCCCAGGGGUGCUGCACCAGUACCGGGCCUCCGUUAAACCGCUGAUGGGGUAUGGAGAGAGCACGGAGCACCCGACCCACUCCCUCCACAGGCAGAAGAGUAGGAAGUACGGAGAAAGCCAGCUGCCUUCCCUGGGAACCAAAACCCCGCCGUCUUCCCCUCACAGAGUCAGUGAGGUCAGGAUGAUUGACGGACAGGUCGCCGGAGGGGUGGGCCUGGUGUCGGCGGAGAGGAUGUCACCGAUUCGCCGGUCCCUGCGGCGGGACAGUAACGGAGCCACUGUGGAGAUUAUAAACAGAAGCAGAGGAAGCGGCUCGUCGUCCUCCACCUCGUCUGUGUUCGUGGACAGCCCUCUGGGACAGCCAGAGCGGUUGUUUCAGGGUCACGUGACCGCCAGCAACACCCAGAGUGAGCGAAUGAAAGCCAUGGAGGAGCAGAUAGCCAGUCUAGCAGGGCUGGUGCACCACGCUCUGUCUAUGGGACCAGAUGUUCCAGGAGUCAAGGACGCUAUCAGUGAGAGUGCUGGACGUAAACUCCUCAACAACAGACCAGUGUCGUCUGAGCCUCAGAACUCCACCGCUUUGAUUGACAGCUUCAGCCCCGCCCCUCUGGCUCUUCAGGCCCCUCCCUCUGGCGGCGGGCUGCAGCAGAGCUUGGUGUUAGCAAAGAGAAGUGUGUGUGAGCUGCGACUGCAACUCAGCCAACUCAGACAACUACAGCUGUUGAACCAGGAGAGCGUGAGUUCGAUGCUGAGGAUGGCGGGGCAGGAGCUGGUGGGGUUGAUGUGUGAUCGGCUGGCUCGGUCCGAGGAGGCGGCGCACGGACGGAGAGCUGAGCUGGAUGAGGAGAGGAUCCACUACCUGGCCACUGAGGACAGAAUACUCUCCCAGCUCAGUGAACUGGAGGACUACGUGGACCGUCUGCAGAGGAGCUCCGCCUCCGAUCCCGGCCAGCUGUCAAUCACUUUGAGAGACGUGGAGGAGGGGGCGGUGAGCCUGAGGCGGGUCGGGGAAGCUCUGGCCGUCCUGAAAGGUGAGUUUCCAGAGCUGCAGGUGAGGAUGCGCUCCGUGCUGAGGGUGGAGGUGGAGGCGGUGCGCUUCCUGAAGGAGGAGCCUCACAAGAUGGACUCCAUGUUGAAGAGGGUCAAAGCCUUGACGGAGACGCUCAGUUCUCUGCGCAGGUGUGUAUCAGAGUCAACCCCCCCAGGUCGACCUGCCCAGGUGGAGCCUCUAAAGCACCUGGAAACAGAGGGACCCCCCCGGACUCAGAGCCCUCAGAGCUCCCCCAAACCACAGCCUCGGUCCUCUGUCAGACCCCCUCUUCAGACCCCCCCCCUCUCUGGGACUGAGGUCAGUGUGGGGGGGUCAGCCUCCCCCGUCAUGACCCGCAAGAUGACGAGUACAGCGGCCACAGUGAUCCAACCCCCCCACCACCCCAGCCCCCCACUGACGCCAACCCAUGGACGAGACUCCCCCACCGUCGCCAAGGUGAGUCCUCGCAGCAGAGAGGGAAGCCCCGCCCUGCACAGGAGGCCCCCCCCCCCGCAGUCCGAUGGACUCUGUAGUCCAGCAGGCGGAGCGCCAACACAGGAGACCCAGACUGAGCAGACCCCCGCCACACACACACAGACACACACCCAGACCAGCAGAACAGAUGCAGACGUGCGGCCCCCCAGCUCUGACUCCAGUCAGCCUCCCGACACCAACGCAGAUUUAGACCAGGUCCUCCAGGAGGCCCAGGCCAGCCUGAUGAAGUCCAUCCCUGAUCUGGAUGUGUCAGAUACCAGAGAGGGUGUCAGUGAUCCUCCCCCAGGACAGAACCUACCUCUGGACCCGGCACAGCAAGCCUCAGUGGAGCAGCUGAGUGAUCAGGUGGACUCCACAGACACAGCUCCACCAGAUGUGGAGCCUCCUCCGCCAGCUCCUCAAUCAGCUGCUUCAGUAGCUGCUGAAUCAGCUCCUCCAUCAGCUGUUUCCAGCGGUCGGCCACAGGUGGAGAAACCUCGGCGCUCCAGCGUGGACAAAGAGAUGAGGCAGAGUCCAGACAGGAGCCACAGGUCUUCUCCUCCUCCUCCUCCUCCUCCACGAAGGUUCCACGCCGUCAGCUCAGGUGUCACCACAGGGAGGUCAGGAGAGGUCAUCUUCACCACCAGGAGAGAGCCGGCUGGAGCACAGGAGGAGAAACAGGACAAAGAGCCUCCUCCGGUUCCUCAGGCCAAACCCCCAAGACAGCCACCAGAGGUCAAACCCAAACCCCAGAUGUGUGCUCCUGCACCUCUGGCUGGCUCCACUUCCACCCCUGCUCCAACCUCAGCACACAGGGAGGAGGAGGAGGAGGAGGAGGAGGAGGAAGAGGAGGGGGGAGAGGAGGGGGGAGAGGAGGGGGAAGAGGAGGAGGAGGACAACAGAUUCAUCAAGGAGCUGCAGGUCUUUCAGAAAUGUUCAGUGAGGGGUGAAGGGAGCAGAGGGGGGGUAGAUCCCUCAGCCUCUCAGCUGCAGAGCAAAGAGACGCAGUCUGAGGUGACUACAGAACUGUCACAAAAGAAUAAAUUGCCAGGUGGAAAUAAGCAAUGGAAAGGAAAGCUGAGGAAAUCUUCAGCAUCACAAGUGGCCAAUCAAAAGCCUCCUGAAUUAGCAACAUGUGACCACCAGUCAUUCAGACCAGCAGCUGGACCGGAAGAUCAAGGUGGAGGCGGGAAAGACGGGGUCAGUCUCUAUCAGAGGAGGGGAGCAGGGCAGAAGCUGGUCCAACAAGGGUCUUCCUUAAACCGUGCAACAGUAGAGAAGGUGGAGCUGCCUCCACCUGUUGCUUUACAAGAUGCUCAGUUAACACUUAACAGGGAGCUAGGUGGGAAGGUGUCCUCCCCAACCACAGCAGAAAAUAAAGUCAAGGUCACAACAAUUGUUACUCUACAGAAAGUACAGAGUGGAGGGUCUGAGCCCCCAGGUCCUGAGCAGACUCUAGCUGACAAGAAGUCAAACAUGAUGGUUAUUGUAACUUUACAAAAAGAAAACUCUCCAGGGGAUUGUUCGUCCCUGAGCUCGGAUCAGGAGCGUCUCCCUCCGUUCCCAAAACCUCCCCCCCUCCCCCCAAUCCCGACUCUCAGCCACAGUAACAAGCAGCAGAACCAGGAAACAGCAGUGCAGGGACGCAGGGACCGGUCACAGUACACAGAAGAAGGAGGUAGUCUGAGCCCCGAUCGAUGGGACGACGAAGGACCUCCUCCUCCGCCACCUCCAAACUGUGACAUCAGCCUCAGGAUGUCCAAGACCAGAGUAGGGGCACAGUCCAAAGAGGAAGACUUAGUCCAGAUGAACGGUUUUGACACACAGACUGGAGAAUCCACUCGCCUGGCACAUGAGGACCAAAGUAACGACAAGAGACCUAUCAUCGUCAUCUUGGAUGAGCCCAUGGACAUUCAGUCAGCCUACAAACGUCUGUCCACCAUCUUUGAAUCUGAGGAAGAUCUCAAUGGGAUCCUCACUCCAGAGAGCGUAGUGGAUGAAGAGCAGACGAGGCACGAGGAAGAGGAGCAGGGCCUGAGAAAACUCUGCAUCGCCGAGAUAAAGCACCAAAGACCAGAUACUGACUCCGCUUUUGAAAACCAGGACCUGGGUAAAGCAGACUCGCCCAGAAAGACAGAGACCAAGAAGAAAUUCAAAUUCAAGUUCCCCAAAAACAAACUAGCUGCAAUUACCCAAGCCAUUCGAACAGGGACGAAGACAGGAAAGAAGACUCUGAAUGUUGUUGUCUAUGAGGAGGAGGAGGAGGAGGAGAUGGCAUCAGACAGCAGGCUGGUGAAGGAGACCAAGAACCAGACCAAGGAAUCCAGGAGCUGUGAGAUCAACAGGACCAAACAUUUGAACUCGUGUGAAGGCAACAGCUGUGACAGAGACCUCAAGGUGUCCUCUCCCAGACUCUCCCUGUCACACAGCCGGGUGGAGGAGCUCUGCAAGACUACAUUACACUCUGUCGGCAAUCUAGAAGAGUCCAUCAAACAGCUGGAGAUCAGUGUGGGCAGAAUAAGUAACCCCUCUUCCCCCCCCUCCGUUCAGUCUGCUCCUCCUCAGUCCCCUGGUGCUGCCUCUGAUGACAGGGCCCAGAUUAAAGGCAAAGUCAAACGAGAAAGGGACAGAAGCCCGUCCAAGAGGCCGGCCCCUCAGAUCCUCAAGGGCCCAAAUCCACCUCAGAGCAAGAGGGCCAAACCACAGCCAGCACACGACACGGGGAAAACCUCCUCCAAGAAAAAGACAUCCAGCAACAUCUCCAGCUCAUCUGCUCUGAGAUCCCACACCAGGUCCCGCCACUCGUCCUCCUCACCUGAGAAGUCACCUAAGGCUCAGAAACAGCAGAAGCAGCCCAGCCAGGCUGUCAGCAGAAGCAGUAGAGCAGCCGGGGAUAGUAACCGUUGUGUCGUUGCUUUGCGUCCCUCUAAGAUCCCAGCCUUGUACCAUAGCUCUGGGAAACAUCCGUCUGCCUCUCUGUCCACUGCUCACUGCUCAGACACCUCCUCCUCCUCCUCCACCUCCUUCUCCUCCUCCUCCUCCUCCUCAGGGAAACACUCAGUUCUGUCUUCUCCUUCAAAUGUCUCCAAGUCUCCUUCCGGCUGGUCUUCUCCUUCCUCCGCCCAGCGCUCCAGGCGACAGGCUUCCUUGUGUCCUCUCUCCUCCUCCUCUUUGGCGAAGAGCUCCUCCUCCCUUUCUCUGUCAGACUCCCCUCCUCGCUCCCCCUCUCCGCCCCCUCCUUCAUUUUCUUCCUCCCCUCCUCUUCACAAGUCUUUAAUCCCGUCUCUGAAUCUGAGUCGUCUCCUCCCUUCGUCUAGCCACGUGUUGUCGCCAUCCCACGCUAACACCAGCUCCGCCCACCACGGGCUUCGCAGCAGCAGCAACCGCCAGCAACACCUCGUCCUCGCAUCCACCUCCACCUCCAGCACCACCUCCACCUCCCAACACAGCUACUACUCUUCAUCCUCCUACUCUUCAUCCUCACCCUCGUCCUCCUCCACCUCCUCCUCCCUGUCCCCCACCUCGUCCUCCUCCUCUCCUCCCUCCCCGUCCUCCUCCCUCCUCCCCACCAUGGUGAGUCACGGGACGAGGAGUGUUCGAGUGUCAGAGUCCGACCCCGGUUCUCCAUGCCCCGGCAGGAAGUGCACAGGAAGCCAAGGCGGCCGACUCGUGAGGGCGGCGGCAGCCUCGAGGGACUUGGCGUGAUGGUUUGAUCUGAGUUUUAAAAACAUGUAAGUGCAGAGAGAGAUGACGGCGUGUACCCAGCUGAACACUGAACUCUUCCUAAAGCAAUACUGUGUGAUGUUUACCUUCGUUUGGAUAAUGUGGUCAAAAAUUAAACUUCUAAAAACCUGAAAAAUAAAAGACAAGUCCAAGCCACACUGGUACCAUACACUGUGUGUCCAGACUGUCGCCAUGCCGACCCAUACACCAGCAUGGUUGAUAUUACUGAAACACCAAAGACACGUUUGAGGUCAUUUAAAACUAGUUAAUCUUUGAACUGUGAACGAUCCGCUCAGGACAAAUCUGUAACGUCUUUUUAUUACGACUGUUACUCUUUAAAAUUUAUAUUCAGGUUUUAUCUUUAUGAAAAAUUCAAUCUGUCCUAAUAUUGAGGAUAAAAUAAGUGCAGCAGGCCGUGUGCUCCAGCAGGGGGGCUGUGACACUGUGAUGAUGCUGAGUCUGACACCUGACCAGGUAACGAUGAAGGAUCCUGGACUCGACCUCCACAGGUACAGGAUCUGGUCCAGGAUCUGGUCCAGGAUCAGGCCUCGUGGAUUCAGUUGAUGUGAAUUCAGUUCACGAUAACAUCAGGUGUCAGUUUUUUAUUAUUAUUUUUUUGACACCGGUCUCAGGUUAAAGGUGGGCAGAGCUCCGCAAGGAAUCAUGGGAGCUCAUCAGGUGAUAGAGGAGAGUGUCAAUCAUGCACAGUCACCUGAGAGGAGCUCACCUGUGUGACGGGACACAGGUGUGGUUGGCAGCCCUACUCCUAACAGAAAACCUUCAUGUCGCGUGUUUAUGUUGAAAAAUCAGCUGAUUGAUCGGCUUCAGAUAUCCAGUAUUAAUCAGACUAUAGUCACACGGCACACACCAGCAGCAGGUGUCCAGGCUUCCACACCUUGACCUCGGAUGUCACAGUCCCACCUUUAACCAGAGCAAGAAUCUGGUCUAAUAAAACAUGUUAUUAUUACUAUUAUUAUUAUGAUUUUUUUUUAAUUAUUGUGUUUUUGAUGAACCUGCUUGCUUCUACUUUUUCCUGACGUUUGAACCUGUAGUUUUCUUCUUCCAGCUUGUUGAGUGUCACCUGCUGGAGCCAGGUGCAGCUGUGUCAGACAAUCAGGGUGUAUGAUGUCACAGGUCAUAUAGAUACAGAAUAUUAUGGAUUAAAAUAAAAUAUGAACACAGUAGAAACAGAGUUUAUUUUUCUCUCAUCAGUCCUGCACGGUGCAGCAGAGGAGUGUGUGUGUGUGUGUGUGUGUGUGUGUGUGUGUGUGUGUGUGUGUGUGUGUGUGUGUGUGUGUGUGUGUGUGUGUGUGUG
Molecule: messenger RNA, 7773 nt
Organism: Seriola aureovittata
Lineage: Eukaryota; Metazoa; Chordata; Actinopteri; Carangiformes; Carangidae
Product: sickle tail protein-like
Exons: 24
Coding region: 348-6440 (2030 amino acids)
Cellular component (GO): cytoplasm
Source: RefSeq, a predicted model, not a curated record